Messenger RNA from Fukomys damarensis (Damara mole-rat), 1642 nucleotides. RefSeq names its product zinc finger protein 597 (gene Znf597). The record is from RefSeq and is a predicted model, not a curated record. The coding region runs from base 18 to 1319 and encodes 433 amino acids. Lineage: Eukaryota; Metazoa; Chordata; Mammalia; Rodentia; Bathyergidae. The transcript has 3 exons. Gene Ontology annotation, biological process: regulation of DNA-templated transcription.
GACACGCCUAUGGCGACAUGAAGAAGGUGUCUCCCGCACCCGAGAUGGAGUCCACGCUGCCGACAUCCGACGCCCAGGAACCAAUACUAUUUGAUGAUCUGGCUAUAUAUUUUUCUCAAGAGGAAUGUGUAAGUGUGGACCCUGCCCAGAAGUCCCUUACCAGAGAGGCCACACAGGAGUGUUCUAACAAUGUGACCUUAAUGGGAGGGGAAAGCAACACUGAGAUUAAUGAGAUGUUAACCCUAGAGUCCCUGGAAAUUGAAGAGUUUUCCUUAGAAAAUUACUCCACUGCUGUACCCCUAGUCCAUUCACAAAGGUCCUCUGAGGAUGGAAUUGGAAUUCCUGAAAGGAAAAUAUCAGGUGGAACUCCCACUUACAAGAAAAAAUUAGUAAGUCUUUUAGUGACCAUUGAAAACCAUACCCCACUAGUAGAACUGUCUCAGUGUUUAGGUGUCAAAUCACUUUCUGAAAUUCUUGAAUUUCCCUGGGAAGAAGCCAAAGAGGAGUACAAAUGUCCUGAAUGUGACCAAAGCUUCAGUGAUACUUCAUAUCUUGCUUUGCAUCAGAAAAUUCAUUCAGGAGAGAAAAAGUAUAAAUGUGGUGACUGUGGGAAGACCUUCAAUCAUAGUGCCAACCUGAGGACCCACAAGAGAAUCCACACUGGUGAGAAGCCUUAUAAGUGUACCAAGUGUGGUACCACCUUCCGUCAGCAGUCACAUCUGUCCCGGCACAUGAACAGCCAUGUAAAGGAGAAACCCUAUACAUGUGGUAUAUGUGGGAGAGGUUUUAUGUGGCUCCCAGGAUUAGCACAACAUCAGAAAAGCCACACUGCUGAAAAACCAUAUGAAUGUGCUGAUCAUGGUAAGUCUCUUGCUCAGAAAACAAAUCUGGCUUUAUCAGAGAAUACACACACACCAGCAAUACCACAAUACCAGCACACUCAGUGCAUAAAGAGCUUCAAACAGUCUUCAUACCCUGCCCUCCCCGAGAAGAGCCACAAGGAAGAAACUGAACAGUAUAGUAUUGAUGACGAAAACUUUUUUUCAUUCUCCAGAUUCAAGCCCUUACAAUGUUCUGAAUGUGACUUGAAAUUUCCUUGUUUUUCCGAGCUUGUUUCUCAUCAGAACAUUCACAUAGAAGAAAAGCCCUAUAAAUGUGAAAUGUGUGCACAGCGUUUUGCUUUGGACUCAGAACUUGCAUGCCACCAGAAGAGCCACCGGCAAGAGGAUCCUUUUAAAUGUUCUGUUUGUGGGAAGAGUUUUAAAGCAAAUAUCCAUCUUGUUACUCAUAAGCGAACCCACAGGAAAAAAACCCUGUAAAUAUAGUAAGUUCUCAUUAAUACUUGGAAUUUUCAGUAUCUGUAUGAUAGAAAAUAGUGUUUAUGUGCCAAGCAUAGUGCUGAGCACUUUACACACAUUCCAUGUAAUGUUUAAUUCUCACCACAGCUUGAUGUAGGCAGUAUUUCUAGUUUAGAGUUGAGGAAGCAUAAGCAAUGUCACAUAGCUAACAAAUGAAGCUAGGAUUUGAACUCAGUUACUCAUCAAAUUCCAUUUGAACACACCAGGGAAACACGCAGGACUUUUUCAUUUUUUGUUUUGGUGGUGCUGGCUUUGCACUAAUGCUCUACCACUGAGCUAUAUCC